This is a messenger RNA of Puccinia triticina, 357 nucleotides long. RefSeq lists its product as uncharacterized. NCBI's taxonomy places the organism in Eukaryota, Fungi, Basidiomycota, Pucciniomycetes, Pucciniales, Pucciniaceae. The record is from RefSeq and is a predicted model, not a curated record. The coding region runs from base 1 to 357 and encodes 118 amino acids. The transcript has a single exon.
AUGUGUGCCGCGCCUGCGAGCACGGGCGUCCUGGGACCCCUGAUUGAAGAGGCGAUGGGCCAGGCAGCCUUUGACACUGCCAAGGCCAUUCAAUGCUCCGCUGAAGGCUUCCCCUCCUCUGGCUCUACAGAUUCAGUCUUGCUCGCCAACCUCCGCCCUUUCUCCCGCGGGCCUAACUGCAUGCCCUUGUUCCCCUCCUCAAGCCCCUCCUUCAGCCCCAGACUCAUGUACCUUAAUAUAUCCUCUGAGCGCACUAAACCGAGGAAGACCAAACCUUCUUUGCAGACAAACUGCUCCAUUGGCGAGGACGCAGCCUCAAGCCUAGCCAUCCCACCUUGUCUGAUAACUGCCCGCUGA